Messenger RNA from Labrus mixtus (cuckoo wrasse), 4311 nucleotides. It is a transcript of the gene c21h10orf90, whose product is annotated as chromosome 21 C10orf90 homolog. Gene Ontology annotation, biological process: regulation of centriole replication. Lineage: Eukaryota; Metazoa; Chordata; Actinopteri; Labriformes; Labridae. Bases 668 to 3367 code for a protein of 899 amino acids. The record is from RefSeq and is a predicted model, not a curated record. Gene Ontology annotation, cellular component: centrosome; cytosol; centriole. The transcript has 11 exons.
AAACUCUGCAUGGAACGUCUGAUUCGCCUUAACCCCAAAAUUAGAGGCUGUGAUUAUUAAGACUCUGAAUGUUAAUGUGUUCUUUGUCUAAAUGGAGCUCUUGUUGCGUCAAGCACUGCAUCCACAAGUGUUUGUUUUUUCUCUUCAACCCGCCCACCCCGCUGUCUCCUUCCAUCUCCCUCUCUGUAUUGGAUGUUGAGGCUUGUGCUGAGUAACUCUUUUGUUCACCAAAGCAUCUCUCACAUUGCUUCAUGCCUGACUGGAGACAGUACCCACUAGCACCUAGUUUAUAUCAAGACAGAGAGUGUUUACUCUCUAAAGAGAGGAGGGUGGGAAUUGGAAGAAAUUGAAAAAAGGAUGGUUUCUUUUUUCAGCAACUGGUAAGUUAAAGUGUCAGCAGCACUUAAAGUGGUUAAAUGGAAGCAGGAAGUUGUGCUUUGUCUUAUGGUCUAGAAUAAUUUGCACUUAUUUGUCAUCUCUAACUGUACUCUGAUGCUUUCUUGUAACAGAUCCAUAGCAAAUAUGACCUCCAGCAUUCUUGUAGCUACUUAUUCCUUGGAGUGCAUUUCUAGCAUGCCUUAUAGUAAGACGUCCAUAUGAGCCAGGGGAUUUUCAUUGAUAGCUCCAGUGUUAAAGAGCUUUUAUCGUGGGCUGAAACUUGAGAACUAUGACCGGUUACCCGAGCUCCAGAGAGAUGACUUUCCGCAGGCCAGCUGCCCACCUACGAAGAGCUCCGUGUUGGAGGAAAUCAGGAGAUGAGUCGACCUGGGAGAGCUUCAUAACGGAGGGAGAGGUUUCGCCCCGGGAGUCUCGAUUCCCACGCGCAGCUCGGCCCCAGAGUGCCAUCGAAGGUGGUAACCUGGACGGAUGGCUGGAGCACCUCCAGAGGAUGCAGAGCGACCUCCGGAGAGCCCCAGUUCAUGAUCAAGUUCCUGCCUUCAAUGACCGGACGACUUCCAUGCCUGUGCUCAACAAAGAGACGUCAGCACAUGCCUGGAUUCCUUCUUUCAGCAGGGGUUCAUCUUCAUGCGGAAGCCAAAGUCUGUGUGAGAGUUCACUUGGCAGCCAGGAGUCCCUCCAAACUGGGUUUUUUUCCCGUCCGGAGCGCAGAGGAAGCUGGGAGAGAGCUCAUAUCAUGCAGUCCCCAAAGAAGGAACAGGCACAACUCAGUUCUAUUUCUCCGGUUAAAAUUGGUUGGCUGCCAAUCCAAAGAAGAGUGAUAAUCGCUGAUAAUCGCAACCAAAACCAGUUUUCGGACCCCUCUGUUGGCCAGGUAAAAUUGAAACAACCCAUCACUCCAACAAUUCAGAAGAAUCAGGCACCAGCCAUCCAACCUACAGAUGGAGAGGUGGAGAGAAGUCACAGCAGUCCCAGUGCUUGGGGUGUGAAGACGUGGCAGACACCUGAUCAAGGCUCUCACUUAAUUAAACAGGUGCCAGAGAAGCAAAGCUUUCCCGCCAACGAAGUCAACAGAUCUGUAGGCUGGCCAGGUCUGAGGAGAGGCUGGAAUACCAACAGGGUUUCAGCUUUCCCCGGGGGAAGUCAGUCCACAGAGACCAGCUCGGACCCCAGUGGGAGGUCUCGUCUGAUUAAAACAAACAGCACAGAGCGCUUCAAGCAAACUCCUCUGUAUCAAACAACCGCUGCUGAUCUCUGCAAACCACCGACUCUGCUGCAAGCGUCAAACAGUACAGAGCCAUACAAGUCAUGCUCUCCCUUGCAUAGGACAAGUAGUGGUCAGCCCUUUAAGGCAACAGCAAGGCUUUGUACAACAAACAGUGGCUCUAGUGUGACUGAAAUCGUCCCUCAGAGCAAAGCCAGCUUCUCUUCCAUCACCAUCUCCUCCAGGAAGGUGUGCAGAUCGGCCAGUUUGCCAGGGUCGGCUACCCGCCAAAACCCGCCCAAAUCUCACGAUUCCCCUCCUCUAUCUGACAAAUCCAUGGACCCAAACUCCAGGCAGGUAACCGUGCAGAGGAAGGCCACGAUAGUCAAAGUGACGGAGCAAAGGAUGGUUUCUGGCCCUGCCAAAAAUGCAAAGACACCACCCGCUAGCCAGGCUUUGGACACAGUGGUCCAAAGACGAAAGGCUACAAUCAUUAAAGUGACAGAGCACAGGGAGAGCUAUACUCGAGGCAAAGUAGGGGCAAGAAACCCUGAGUUAAGACACAGCUACACAGACGGACUGUACAAAGAAAACAGCAUGUGGAGUCAGGAAAACCACUCAAAGCACAAUGCCACACCUUCGUAUCCCCAACUGGAUUCAACAAAGACGCUAAACUCUACCGUAGCACAAGACAGGUCCACUUUAGAAGCAGAGAAAAAUGGUGGAACUCUGCACAGAUCGACUCUGAGUCUAUUCGUUAGCAACCCCCCUGCCAUAGCAGCCCCUGCUACCUCGGAGGUUUCUCUGAGGGCUGUUGGACGGAGAUCGGACAGGCCACAAAGACCACAGAGCUGCUACGGCAAUGUGUUUGGACAUUCUACAACGCGCGAGGAUGAUGUGACACAACCAGUCGCCAGGAAAUUAAGCUUUGGGCUUCCACUAGAGACAAAAAUCAACCCCGCAAACUCGGGCGGCCCUCGGACGGCAGUGAAAGAAACAGGUCAGCUAGAGGCGAAAACCUUUGAGCCAAAUGGAAACGAGAAAGGCGAUAGAUUGCCGCCAGAGAAUGCGGUGAGGAGAGCGUCCCCCUGUCUAACUCUCAUCAAGGCCCCCGAUCCCGACUCAACUCAGUCUCCAGAGGAAGUGCUUGCCCUCAAUGCAGCUGCCAUCAUCGCAAAUAUCAAACUCCAAAGACAACUCAGUAGGAAGAAAACACCAAAUGGAAAUACAGGGAAGGACUCCACGGCAUCACCUCAGGGAAAUACGGUGACAGAUAAGGAGACAUGUAUGGAGCCACGUCCAGAUCAAAGCCCAGUCCAGCACCACAACCAGACUCAUGAUGCAUUUGUUCAAUUGAGUCUGGAGCCUAAAAGGUCACCUGAAACUAUCUCUCUACAGGAAGCACUGCAGAGGUCCAGACCAGACUUCAUCAGUCGUUCUCAGGGCAGAAUGCAAGAACUGGAGCGGAGGUCACAGGAGAGAAAGGAGCUGGCAGAUUCAAGAGGCCUACAGUCUGAUGCUGCUCCCAGGCAGAGGAGAGCCCCCAGUGCCCGGUCCACCUCUAUAAAGGAUAACCUUUUCAAAGCCAGAGAUAGAGCCAUUACCGGGAAAGAGAUGCAGCCCAGAUCUAAGCGAACGACUGCAGAGGUGAAGAGGAAAAAAGAGGAAGAGAAGAAAAAGGAGGCGUUUUUGAGCAACAAACAGCGGGCUGAACUUUUCAAAAAGAAGCUGUUGAAUCGAAUUCUUCAGAGGGACAACUGCUGAAUGAUUGACAACAGAAGCAGUUGCUGAUGAAUACUUCCCAUAAUGAGAUGCAGAGUAACCCCUCGCUGCAUGAUACCGCACUGAUGUCCUCAUGCAGCCACGUUCACAUGAUCUCAUGUGAUGCGAAGCAGUGAUAUAAGACAGAAUCAUUCAUUAUGCCUCACAGGGUCUCAUCCAGGACAGUCCACAACCACCGUCCUCAUUACACAAGCGCAGAGCAGGAGGAAGCCCUGAAGUGGGCUUUGCCAUCACUCUCUGCCAGCUAUUAGCUGCAAGAUGGAGGAAUGUGACCCCUGCUCACUGGAAAUGCCCCGUUAAUGGAGAGAGCUGAUUUGAAAGGAGCUUUUGUCUCUGUCUUUGUCUAUGAUGGACCAGAGCUUGUCAUUGCAGAUUUAGAUGUGUGCCUUCUGAUCGUGUCCUCAGAGUGAAGCUUUAAAAUAAGAUGGAACUAGGCGUAAAUCAAAAGUGAGAUGUGUGAAUAUUUAUUUGUGGAACGAUAGAAAACAGAGCAGUCAUUGUUGUCAGUAUUCUUGAUUGUUUUUUUUUUUACUCAUUAGCCCUUCAUUUGGAGUUAUUUCAUAGUCCAGCUGUUCCAUCAUCCAUCUAAAUUUGCACUGAUGUCAUUUAGCCGACAGAUGACUGAUAACGACUAUUGUUUAAAUUGUAUUUCAAGUUGUGUGUGUGUUUUGGAUGGUAUGAGAGUGUUUAUAAUUGAUGGUUCAUACGUCUUUCUUUCUUUCUUAAAUUAGACAUUUUUGUACUAUAAAGUAAAACAACACAUUACUGAGGCUUGAAAAUGGUUAUUUAAUGUCGGGUGGAUUAGAAAGGAUGGCUGUCCUUAUUGUUUUUCUCUUAUAAGCAUAGCAAUGUAACGUAAAAAAUAAAAGAGAACGUAGCUCUGUAUAUUUGUUAUAUUUGAAUUGAUGUAUGCAUUUUAUAUUUAA